This is a messenger RNA of Ipomoea triloba (trilobed morning glory), 874 nucleotides long. RefSeq lists its product as uncharacterized. NCBI's taxonomy places the organism in Eukaryota, Viridiplantae, Streptophyta, Magnoliopsida, Solanales, Convolvulaceae. The coding region runs from base 104 to 667 and encodes 187 amino acids. The record is from RefSeq and is a predicted model, not a curated record. The transcript has a single exon.
CUCACCCUCAAACUGCUUUUUCUCUCUCUUGUGUACGAAACCGCAAACUCUAAGAAAAUCAAUCGAUUCUGUUUCGCGUUUUUUAGGUUUUUUUUUUUUUAAUAUGGAGGAAGUGGCUUGCAAGAAGCGAGUUCGAGUCGACUCGGACGAGUUGGGGAUCGACUCGCCGGAGGUGAAGAGACUCAGGGAGGAUCUGUUGGAUGACCUAGAUGAAUUCGAGCUCUGCACGGCGGAGCAGGAUCUGGAUUCCUUCAUGAAGAGCUUCGAGGAGGAGAUUACGGCGUCGCCGCCGCCGGCCGCGGCGGCGGCGGUGGUUGAUUUGACGUCGGAGUCCGGCGAGUCUCAGCCGGAUCUCGGAUACCUAUUGGAAGCCUCGGACGACGAGCUUGGCCUUCCGCCGGCUACGGCGUCGCCGCCGGCGGAGGAAGCGGAGAAGCCGGAGUUGAUCCGCGUUUCCUCUGACUCGGCCGAACUCACCGGCGAUUUGUGGUGCCUGGAUGACCAUAUCGCGAGUUAUGACUCGUACGAGUUUGGAAUCGUCGACUCGGAGAACUAUAACAUCAACGGCGGUGAAUACGCUGCGCUGGAUGGGUUAUUUGACCAUUCGGAUCUUGCUUACGGGUCGGGUGAUUAUCUGUGGAGACCCGAGACCUUACCGGCAAAUUAGAAGUUUAGAUAGGAAUAGAAAAUGUAAAUCUUUUUUUUAAAUUACUUUUAUUAUUAUUUUAUUUUAUUAAAUCAGAAGCGGAGAAAAAGAGUAUACUUAAUUACUGGAAAAAAAAAUUGAAAAUACCGAUGCUAAAAGGGAUGGUUUUAGCCUAUGCUUGUCGGUGCCUAGUCUCAAUUUUGAACAUUUAAUUUAAUUUUACAGAAA